Molecule: messenger RNA, 511 nt
Organism: Belonocnema kinseyi
Lineage: Eukaryota; Metazoa; Arthropoda; Insecta; Hymenoptera; Cynipidae
Exons: 2
Coding region: 11-511 (166 amino acids)
Source: RefSeq, a predicted model, not a curated record
CUGCGAAAAAAUGAAGAUCAUCCUGAGCAUCCCACUUCUCGCUCUUGUGGUUUUCAAGUCCAUAAAUGAAGGAAGUUGUGAUGAACAACCAGCCCCAGUUGUGGUCAGGGUUCCCUACAAGGGCUUUAUAAUGGUACCAUUUUUUGAUGGGAAAAUUUAUGGUGGAGGAUAUCAUGAAAGAGUGAAACAGAUUCCUGCAUGGGUUCGCCACCCAAAAUCACAUCCAGAUGAAUGUGCAGUUUAUGUCGAAUUUCCAGAUAAUACGGGUUAUGUGGCUACUUUAAAACAUUUGCCGAAAGCACCUGCUGUGAAAGGUAUCAAAAAUGUUCAUGCUGCUGUAAAAGUGACUGAUGGAUUUGCAAUCAUGCCACUCCAGUAUAUCGAUCCCGAAAAAGUUCCAAACAAAGUUGUGCAUACCCGUGUUUAUAUGGUUACGCCACAGGGCAAAUUGAUGUUUGGAAUUAUCACAAAAAAAGAAGUAAAAUCAAUUAAAAUGCCCUCAAAAUUGUAA